This is a messenger RNA of Bolinopsis microptera, 1505 nucleotides long. RefSeq names its product high mobility group nucleosome-binding domain-containing protein 5-like. Lineage: Eukaryota; Metazoa; Ctenophora; Tentaculata; Lobata; Bolinopsidae. The record is from RefSeq and is a predicted model, not a curated record. The transcript has 3 exons. Bases 17 to 715 code for a protein of 232 amino acids.
UCUAACUUCUAGGAGUAUGCUAAGUCCUGAACAGAUAAAGCAAGCUUACCGAUUAGCAUACGAGUCCACCAUACUCCAAGCUGAACUCAAAGAUUUAGGUGGAGAAGCAAUGGAACGUCUUUUGGCUGACAGACCGUGCAAAACGGAGGCGGAGUUACACAAGUGCACGUGGCUAAGGAGGAGGCGCGAGAAGAAGAGAAGAGUUGACGAGAUGUGGACCUACCCGCCGGAUUGGGGAGGGUCAGGUGCUCAGUCCCCCGCCAGUUUGACCGAAUCAGAAGAUGAGGCACUCGUGCUGGAACAUUCUGAUGAUGAGGAAGAAUGUGAAAGUGAGGAAGAAUGUGAAAGUGAAGAAGAACAGGAAACCGAACCUACGUUUGAUGCAAGCAAAGAACAGCUAAACCACAGUAUCGUAGAUGAUACCGACCAUGGCCAUGGUCGGUAUCAUCUACAAUACUGUGGUGAGCCCCCUCACUCGGAGGAAGUUACCGAGCCCCUGUGCUCGGAGGAAGUUACCAAGCCCCUGCGUUCGGAGGAAGUUUCUGAGCCCCCUCAAUCAGAGGAAGUUUCUGAGCCCCCGCGCUCGGAGGUAGAUACCAAGCCCCUGCGCUCGGAGAUUGAACCCGUACUUGAUGCAAACGAAGAACAGCCAAACCACAGUAUCGUAGAUGAUACCAACCAUGGUAUCAUGCUUCUGCAGGAGACCCACCAAUAAACUGAGUUAUCGAGAGUCGAGACCCACAGAGACACGUAAAUCAAAAAUGAAGGUGGUUUGACAUUAUUAUCAGACACUGUCGAAUCUGGUCGCAAAGAUUGCCAUGGCCAGAUUCGACGCUCAAAUAGGGAGAAAACGAAUUUAUGGAGAAACUGAAUUUAUCGCUCUUAGGGAGAUACCAACUCCCACCCACGAAGGGAGAGACUGAGCUCGGAAUCUCCUAUGAACGAAGGGAGGAGGGACCGAGCUCCCAUGCACGAAAUCAGGAGGGACCGAGCUCCCAUGCACAAAGGGAGGAGGGACCAAGCUCCCACGCACGAAGGCAGGAUGGACCAAGCUCUCACGCACGAAGGCAGGAUGGACCGAGCUCCCAUGCACAAAAGGAGGAGGGACCAAGCUCCCACGCACUCAGCAAAGGCGGAGUUUUCAUGCUCUUAACAAAGGCGGAGUUUUCACACUCAACAAAGGCGCAGUUUUCACGCUCUCAACAAAGGCAGAGUUUUCACGCACUCAACAAAGGCGCAGUUUUCACGCUGUGGACAAAGGCGGAGUUUUCACGCUCUCAACAAAGGCAGAGUUUUCACGCUCUCAACAAAGGCGGAGUUUUCACGCUCUCAACAAAGGCAGAGUUUUCACGCUCUCAACAAAGGCGGAGUUUUCACGCUCUCAACAAAGGCGCAGUUUUCACGCUCUCAACAAAGGCGCAGUUUUCACGCACUCAGCAAAGGCGGAGUUUUCACGCUGUGGAAAAAGGCGGAGUUUUCACGCUCUCAACAAAGGCAGAGUUUUC